Homalodisca vitripennis (glassy-winged sharpshooter) is the source of this 2375-nucleotide messenger RNA. Its product is annotated as choline transporter-like 2. Gene Ontology annotation, molecular function: transmembrane transporter activity. The coding region runs from base 102 to 2243 and encodes 713 amino acids. Gene Ontology annotation, cellular component: membrane. Gene Ontology annotation, biological process: transmembrane transport. NCBI's taxonomy places the organism in Eukaryota, Metazoa, Arthropoda, Insecta, Hemiptera, Cicadellidae. The transcript has 12 exons. The record is from RefSeq and is a predicted model, not a curated record.
ACUGGAUUGGUUGUUAUCAGGGACGGUCGGAGAGCUGAUAGCGAUGAUAGGAGUGAGCUGCUGGCAGUUAUCCUCGCAGCCUCUGCUCAGGUAGCAGCACCAUGGCACCCCCUACUAAGUACGGGUCUCCACUGAAAUAUGACCCAGACUUGUGUGGUCCACAGAAACACAGGUCAUGUACAGACAUUAUCUGCUUACUUCUCUUUCUUUUCUUCCUCGCUGCUUGGGCAGGAGUUGCUUCCUUUGCUUAUAGAAAUGGAGAUCCAAAACGGUUGAUAUUACCAGUUGACUCAUAUGGCCAUCGUUGUGGUGAACCUGACUUGAUCAAUCCAAACCUUUUCUUCUUUGAUCUCACUGCCUGCUUGAGACCUGAUGCUAUCUGGAGGGGUUGUUCUACACCUCAGGUUUGUGUUUCUAAAUGUCCGGAAGAUGUGUGGAUAGCAGAGACUUACUUGUCAGGAGUCUUACAAUUCAACAUAACCGAUGUCCAGAAUCAUCUCAUCUGCUACAAUGAAAUCAUUGUAAAAACUGUUGUUGACAAAAAUACACUUCAAGAUGUUGUUAACAAGAAAGCUUGUGCCAGUUGGUAUGUUCCAAGCCAGUCAUUUUACUUCAGAUGCAUUCCUAAUCUGAAAUUUAACUAUGAACAAUGGAUUAAUAACUACAAACAAAAAUUUGGCUUAAAUGUGCCGUUUUCAACUGAGAUGUUGAAUCAGUCUGCACGUACUAUGCAAGCACUCAAUGUAUUGAAUCAGGUUGCUCAAGAUGUGGUGCAUGAUCUGGAUGCUACAUGGCGCUAUUUAAUAAUAUUCUGUUUUGCUGCUUUAGUUGUCAGUUUUGUUUAUAUUAUUCUUCUUCGUUUCCUUGCUGGAAUAGUUGUCUGGAUCUCAAUUCUUGCCCUUAUUGCAUUAUUUUCCUCAGGAGUCUUUUUCAGUUAUAAAAACUAUAAAUUAUUAAAAGACAACCAGUAUGGUCGGAUAGUUCCUGACAGUAACAGUCUAGAGGGUAAAGUUACCCAGCUGUUCAACAAAUGGGAGUUUUGGAUGCUACUUCUGGUUGUUUGUGCCUUCUUCCUCAUAUUCAUCGUUGUCAUUGUAGUGUUUUUGAGAAGCCGUAUCUAUUUGGCUACAGCGCUUAUCAAAGAAAGCAGCAAGGCUGUCAGUAGUGCAGUGUCAACCCUGUUUUUUCCCAUAAUCCCUUGGGCAGUGCAACUGGUUGUUCUGUUGUGGUCUAUCAGUGUAUUCCUGUUUCUAUACUCAACUGGAACUGACGACAGAAGAAUUGAAGGAAUGGAUGGAAACUGCAUUUGUACUGGUCCUUAUCAGGGGAUCAUAGAUAAUACAACUUGUACAGUAGAGGAAUUCAAUAAGUUUUGUCACCAAGCAGGAGAUGUAAACUCCCACUGUUACACAGCAGGCUGUGCCAUCCGUAGCCUUAACUCAACCAAUCUGGUCCUGUACCUUCAGAUGUUUAAUCUAUUUGGGUUCUUCUGGGGAGUCUGGUUUGUGACUGGCCUUGCCCAAAUGAUUCUGGCAGGCACCUUCGCCACAUGGUAUUGGACAUUCCACAAACGAAACGUUCCAUUCUUCACUCUCUCACGGGCCAUCUUCCGGACACUUUGGUACCAUAUGGGAACUGUAGCAUUCGGCUCUCUUAUAUUAGCCAUUUGCAGUUUUAUUCGAGUUAUGAUCGAAUAUGCAGAAAAGAAAGUUAAAAAAUUUGAUAACGCUAUAACCAAAGCAAUAAUACGCUGCUGUAAAUGCUUUUUUUGGUGCUUGGAAAAGUUCCUAUGUUUUAUAAACCGAAAUGCAUACAUUAUGUGUGCAAUUAAUGGGCAAAACUUUUGUACCUCAGCUAAGGAUGCAUUUCAACUUCUCAUGCGGAAUUUUAUCCGUGUUAUCUUUGUUGAUAAGGUGACAGAUUUCCUGUUUUUCCUGGGAAAAGUUCUAGUAACAGCAGUGGUGGUUGUCAUGUCGUAUCACGUGUUUACUGGUCAAGUGCGCCUACUAGACGACUCCGGCAGAGACGUUGUUCUUGUCUACCCUUGGCUGCCCAUGGCCAUUGUUGGGCUCAUGACUUACAUCAUAGUUUCUAUUUUCUUCUCAGUGUAUUCUGUUGCAGUAGAUACAUUGUUUCUCUGCUUUUUGGAGGACUGUGAAAGGAAUGAUGGUUCAGCAGAGAAACCCUACUUUAUGUCAAAACAAUUGAUGAAGAUCCUAGGAAAGAAGAACAAAACAGUAUAGUAAAACUGGACUACAGGGUUGUUAUAUUGUAUACCAAAGCUAUAGUUACUACAUAGCAUCAUUUUGUACAGUUAAAAUGUUAUUGUAUAUGCCUAUUGAUAGUUUUGAUAAUUAAAGUUGUAUAUAAUAGAA